UUCCUGCCCAGCGCGCCGGCCGCCGCCGCCACGCCGGCCGAGCCCGACCAGCCGUACCUGAGCCCAGCGCUCGAGCACGGCGCCGGCCGCCGCGUCCACUUCGAGGUCCACGGCUGCCAAAUGAACGUCAACGACACGGAGGUGGCCUGGGCCGUGCUGCAGGAGGCCGGCUACGCGCGUGCCGGCGGCCUGCACGACGCCGACGUCGUGCUGCUCGUUACGUGCUCGAUCCGCGAGGGCGCCGAGCAGAAGAUCUGGAACAAGCUGGACAACUUCCGUCGUCUGAAGGCCAGUCGGAACUACGCCGGCGCGCAGUUCAAGGUGGGCGUGCUCGGCUGCAUGGCCGAGCGUCUCAAGCACCGGCUGCUGGAGGCGGAGGCGGGCGUGGACUUGGUGGCCGGGCCGGACAGCUACCGCCACCUGCCGCGCCUGCUGGCGCAGCCGACCGAGCACGGCGCCGCCGUGCACGUGCUGCUCUCGCUGGACGAGACGUACGCCGACGUGCGGCCGGUGCGGCUCGACCCGCACGCGCCGACCGCCUUCGUGACGGUGAUGCGAGGCUGCGACAACAUGUGCACGUACUGCAUCGUGCCGUUCACGCGCGGCCGCGAGCGCUCGCGUCCGCUGACCUCGGUCGUGGCCGAGGUGCGGCGGCUGGCGGCGCAAGGCGUGCGUGAGGUCACACUGCUCGGCCAGAACGUCAACAGCUACCGCGACCUCAGCGGCGGCGGCGGCUGCAGCGAGGAGACCCGGCUGGCGAGCGGCUUCUCCACCGUGUACCGGCCGCGCGCCGGCGGCACCCGCUUCGCCGAGCUGCUGUCGGCCGUGGCGGACGUGGACCCGGAGGUGCGCGUGCGUUUCACCUCGCCGCACCCCAAGGACUUCCCGGACGAGGUGCUGCGCGUGGUGGCCGAGCGUCCCAACGUCUGCAGCUGCCUCCACCUGCCGGCGCAGUCAGGCAGCUCGCGCGUGCUGGCCGCCAUGCGGCGCGGCUACACGCGCGAGGCGUACCUGGCGCUGGUGCGGCACGCGCGCCGCGCCGUGCCCGGCGUCGCCUUCACGUCAGACUUCAUCGCCGGCUUCUGCGGCGAAAGCGAGGCGGACUUCGAGGACACGCUGUCGCUGCUGCGAGAGGUGCGCUACCACUACUGCUACCUGUUCGCGUACAGCCGACGAGAAAAGACGCGCGCGCAUCACCGGCUCACCGACGACGUGCCGGCCGACGAGAAGCAGCGGCGCGUGGCGCGGCUGACGCGCCUCUACCGCGAGCUCGUGCUCGACGUCAACCGCGCCCAGCUGGGCCAGAGGCAGCUGGUGCUGCUGGAGCGGGCCAGCCGCCGCUCGCCACGCUUCCUCAUCGGCCGCAACGACGCCAACGUCAAGGUGAUCGUGCCGCGGGAGCACGGCACGCUGGCGCUGGCCGCCGGCCAGUACGCGGCCGUCGAGGUGGUCGACUGCAGCUCCGAGGUGCUACACGCCGUGCCGCUGGAGCGCACCACACUGCAAGAGUUCCACCGGCAGCACGGCGCGACGGUCUCCGCCGCCGUCGCCGCGUCCUGAGGCGACUGUUUCGGGCGGCGUUGUGGAG
Pollicipes pollicipes is the source of this 1588-nucleotide messenger RNA. Its product is annotated as mitochondrial tRNA methylthiotransferase CDK5RAP1. Gene Ontology annotation, biological process: tRNA modification; negative regulation of cyclin-dependent protein serine/threonine kinase activity. The transcript is spliced from 2 exons. Lineage: Eukaryota; Metazoa; Arthropoda; Thecostraca; Pollicipedomorpha; Pollicipedidae. Gene Ontology annotation, molecular function: tRNA-2-methylthio-N(6)-dimethylallyladenosine(37) synthase activity; 4 iron, 4 sulfur cluster binding. The record is from RefSeq and is a predicted model, not a curated record. The annotation marks the transcript as partial. Gene Ontology annotation, cellular component: cytosol; mitochondrion.